AUGGAUUUACGUUACCAGUCAUUAAGUGAUCGACAUAACAGGUUCAAAGUCGACAUCAUGAUCAACGGAUUUGUAUUUGCUCAGACUCCCGACGGUUUCCCUUGGAUACCAAAAUAUGUUCAGAGCAACAAUAUUUUCGACGCUGAGAAUUCUAUGAAGAUGUUUGGAGAUUACCAGUACGGCAACAGAAAAUACCUGCCGGCUUUCGACCAUGCUAUGCAAUUCAGCAGAAGGGAUCUUGCGUUUUAUGAGGAUGGAUGGCAAACCGAUCUGUUAGGUGUUGCGUUCAAGGGUACAACUUGUUCCACACCGACUAUGGCGGUGUCCAUUAUAGAGGAUUCUUCGUACGGUACGACUGGACAGACAGCAUCACACGAAUUAGGCCACAGUCUGGGGUCGAGUCAUGACGGAGAUGUCGGUUGUAAUGAUGACAAACAAUACAUAAUGGCGGCUUUUACUGCUCCAUCAACGCAGAAUGUGGCAAGACAUAUGUGGAAGAUGUCGUCUUGUUCAUCAGACGCUAUUUACAAUUACUUAACCAGGAUGGGUAGCCGUGUAUGUACAAAGAAGAAUAGCUUUCCUAAAAAAGAUUACGAUAGGGACCAUGGUCUGGCAAGUGGAGGACAAAUAUACGACCUAAGUAGUCAGUGUAAAUUAAGACAGGGCAAAACAUCGUUCUUGUGCCAAGAAGCAGACCCUACAAUUUGCUCUAACGGGAUAUAUUGUAAAAUUGAAAACACGAACUACUGUCAACGUAUUCUGGCCAUGGAUGGUUCGGACUGCGGGCAAGGCAAGAUAUGUAACGAAGGCAAAUGCGUGCGUCGAUCCAAGGGUUCCGGCAAUCGUCCUCGUGCUUUGGAUAAUAUGAAUUCUGGGUUUUUGAAAUCGGGUGUGUAA
Ylistrum balloti is the source of this 897-nucleotide messenger RNA. RefSeq names its product metalloprotease mig-17-like. NCBI's taxonomy places the organism in Eukaryota, Metazoa, Mollusca, Bivalvia, Pectinida, Pectinidae. Gene Ontology annotation, molecular function: metalloendopeptidase activity. The record is from RefSeq and is a predicted model, not a curated record. Bases 1 to 897 code for a protein of 298 amino acids. Gene Ontology annotation, biological process: proteolysis. The transcript is spliced from 8 exons.